Prunus mume (Japanese apricot) is the source of this 1093-nucleotide messenger RNA. RefSeq names its product universal stress protein PHOS32. Lineage: Eukaryota; Viridiplantae; Streptophyta; Magnoliopsida; Rosales; Rosaceae. The record is from RefSeq and is a predicted model, not a curated record.
GCGCUCGGCGCCGCCGCCACCCUCCCCGCCGAGAGCGCCCAUGCCGUCCGCUGGGCCGUCGACCACUACAUCCGUCCCGGAGACGCCGUCGUUCUCCUCCACGUCAGCCCCACCUCCGUCCUAUUCGGCGCCGACUGGGGCUCCGUCGACCUCUCCAUCAAUACCAACGACGACGUUGACUUCGUCGACAACCACGCCUUAAACGACUCCGUCAAGCAGAAGAAGCUCGAGAACGACUUUGAUGCCUUCACUGCUUCCAAGGCCGCCGAUCUCGCCAGGCCCUUGAAGGAGGCUCAGAUUCCCUUCAAGAUCCACAUCGUUAAGGACCAUGACAUGAAGGAGAGGCUGUGCUUGGAGGUCGAGAGGCUAGGGCUCAGUGCCGUGAUCAUGGGGAGCCGAGGGGUUGGCGCCGCGAAGCGUGGGAAUGACGGUAGGCUUGGGAGUGUGAGCGAUUAUUGCGUUCAUCACUGUGUUUGCCCUGUUGUUGUUGUACGUUUUCCGGAUGAUGACAAUGGAGCCGGUGCCGGUGCUGGUGGUUCUGCUGUUGCUCCUGCUGCUGUUGUUGCGGUUAAAGAGGAUGAGGAGGAAGAAGCCGUGAUCAAGCCAGUGGUAAAGGACGAGCAUAAAAAAGAUGCUUAGUAUGUAUUCCAAGUCGUAGUUGAAUCCUCUCAAGUACAGAUGUCUGAGUCAACUGGGAUUGGCUGACACGUUGAGUCCAGACUGCAGGAGUCAAGGCUGCUUUCUCUCCUCUCCAACAGCUUUUUCUCAAACGUAUGAAUUUCUUGGAGGAUUGGAGAUGCUAUUUGUAUGGUAAAUGAGGUUUAUGGGAUUCUGUGAGGCCUUUCCUACUUUGUUCGAUUGCUUUGUGACUCAUUUGUCUCUUUUUAGUUUCAAGGAUGUGCUUGUUGUUGCUUUGCUAGUAUGCAAAUUCAAUUAUUAGAUCUUUUUGUGUCUAAUAAUUUUCUCAUCAGAAUUACAAGACAUGUUUAUUAAUUUGUAUGGCUAGACAACCCUAAAUCAUUUGGUAUGAAAAGGUACUUUCUUUUCUACCAUAAUUUGGACCGCGUAAUAUUUUGAAGCCAUUCAUUUUUCU